AUGUCGGCGUCGGGUGAAGCUUCUUCAGCCCCUAAUACUGUUGUUAAGAGUAAUGACCCGGGUUGGAAGCACUGUGUGGCUGUCGGACCGGGCACGAACAAAGUAAAGUGCCUAUAUUGCGGCAAGGUUAUGAAUUUCGGCAUCACUAGAGGGAAGGAGCACUUAAUUGGAAAGAGGGGCAAGGUGGCACCGUGUAAGCAAGCCCCACCAAGUGUUCGAACGGAGUUGUUGGAGUAUUAUCAAGCUAAAGAGAAUGAAAAGAAAGGAACCAAUCCAAAAGACAUUGAUCUUGGAUUUGGAUUCGAUGAUGAGGAGGAUGAAUCUGCAACUCAAACUCCUUCUGCUCGUUCUUGUGGAACCUCUCAACCUAUAAAGAAAGGUUCUAUCGAGAUGUUUUUGACGAAGACAACAAGUUCAAAGGACAAGGGGAAGCAAACAAACAUAAGAGGGGCAAUUGACAAAGAAGCUGUGGCUCGAGUCCAUCAAUACAUAGCCCGUUUUUGGUACCAAGCCGGCCUAUCAUUCAACUUGGUUAAGUUGGAUGCCUUUCAAAAUAUGAUUGAAGCAAUUGGUGCUUUCGGAAGAAACUUGCCUGCUCCUAGUUAUCACAGCAUAAGGGUUCCACUCUUAAACAAAGAGUUGGAAUAUACUAACAAUUUGCUGGAGAAGAAUAAAGAAGAAUGGGGAAGACAUGGUUGUUCCAUUAUGUCAGAUGGAUGGACAGAUAGGAAGCAAAGGACUAUAAUUAACUUCUCAGUUAAUUCACCUUCCGGGACAGUGUUUGUGAAGUCAAUUGAUGGUUCUGCCUUUGUGAAGACGGGGGAUAAAUUAUUUGAGUUGCUUGAUGAGUUGGUUGAAGAAAUUGGGGAAGAGAAUGUUGUCCAAGUAUUGACAGAUAAUGGAAGCAACUAUGUGGCUGCCGGCAAGAUGUUAAUGGAGAAGAGGCGUCAUCUGUACUGGACUCCUUGUGCAGCCCACUGUAUUGAUUUGAUGCUUGAAGAUAUCGGCAAGCUUCCUCAAAUAAAGACCACCAUUCAAAGAGGAGUGAAGUUUGUUGGUUUCAUCUACAAUCACACUAGUACCUUGAGUUUGUUGAGGAGAUUCACAAACAAAAGGGAAUUGGUGAGGCCUGCAGUGACUAGAUUUGCCACAUCCUUUCUAUCAUUAGAAAGGAUUCACAAAGAAAAAACGAAUCUAAGAAAGAUGUUCACUUCUGAAGAAUGGACACAAAAUAAGUUGUCUAAGGAAGCUAAGGGGAAGCAGGCAACAAAAAUUGCACUCAUGCCUUCGUUUUGGAAGAAUAUUGUGUAUACUCUCAAGGUUAUGGCUCCUCUUGUACGAGUCCUUCGACUCGUUGAUGGUGAAAAGAAACCGGCAAUGGGGUACAUUUAUGAAGCAAUGGAGAAGGCGAAAGAAGCAAUAGCAAAGUCUUUUCAAAACAAUGAAAGUCGAUACAAAGAAGUGUUUGCCAUCAUUGAUAAUAGGUGGGACUGCCAACUCCAUAGGCCUUUGCAUGCAGCCGUUGGAAUUUGA
Messenger RNA from Salvia miltiorrhiza (redroot sage), 1533 nucleotides. RefSeq lists its product as uncharacterized. The record is from RefSeq and is a predicted model, not a curated record. NCBI's taxonomy places the organism in Eukaryota, Viridiplantae, Streptophyta, Magnoliopsida, Lamiales, Lamiaceae. The coding region runs from base 1 to 1533 and encodes 510 amino acids. The transcript has 2 exons. Gene Ontology annotation, molecular function: DNA binding.